AUGGCCCACACCACCGCCGCGCUUGCCGGGAUGAGGGGCCGCGCCGCAGGAGGAUGGGCCUACACAAAAGCAGGCCAGGCGCUCCCGGGCCUAUCCGCGGGCUGGCGGGUGGCAAGGCCCGCGGCCUGGACUUCUCCUCAGGCCCCUCCGGGGGAACGCGAGCGGCGGCGACGGCGACGGCGCUUCCCGGGCCCGGUUCCUCUCGACGCUUUCCCCAGCCGCGGGACCCAGGAAGAGAGGCUGAAGGCGAGCACACAAACACACCUCCCUUCGUCCCGGGCCGUAAAAUGGCCGCAGCCGCCGCGCCGGGGCGGCGAGGUCUCGGCGACCGUCAGGCGCCCCCAGGCCCUUCGCUCCCUCUGCCGCCGCCGCCGCCGCUACGGCCGUCCGCCCACCCCGCCCAGGCGUGAAUGCAUCAGCGGAGGCCUUUGCGACUGUCCAUGUGGACAGGGGUGGGUCUCCUCUGCCACCGCCUCGCGUCCGUCGCCACAGCAGCUCCAGCCGCCGCCGCUGCCGCUCCUCCCCCACGGGCGCUGGAGCUGCCGCCCGGCUCCCGCCCCCACCGCGACGCCGCCGCCCCCAGCGCCGCUCCCCCUCAGGAGCCCGGGCUCGGCUCGCGGGCAGAACGGUCUGCGGCGCCGCACGGAACACCGACUUGAGGCUCCAGACGCCGUGGCUCUCGGUGGAGCGGGCCCUGCGCGGCGCCGACUCGGCCUGGACGCGUUUCGUCCAAAAAAAGCCUCGACCGCCGAGGGCCCCAUGGCAGAGCUGCAGCCGCAGAAAACUAAUAUACAUGGAAUGGGAAACAAGGUGGAGUUACAUAAAAGACGUCUUUUGAGCAGCCUGAGAAGUGGAAACUGAGACCCAAGAGUUUGAAAACUUUCCCAAGAUGACUCAGCCAGGAAAGUCUAAAGCUGGAACUUGAGCCCACAUCUAUUUAGACUCCAACGUUCAUGCUCCCCUAUUUUCAUUAUCAUAUGGCAGUGAUCUCAAAGUAAUAGGAUCAGCCCUUGAACAUGGACUUGGCUUCUCCCCAGUGGCAGACCCGGGACAUAACUGUGAGCAAAGAGUACUGGAGAGUACAUGCAUUCUCACUACUAAUAUGCAUUUUUAUUCAACAUAGUACUGGAAGCCUUCGCCACAGCAAUCAGACAACAAAAAGAAAUGAAAGGCAUCCAAAUUGGUAAGGACGAAGUUAAACUGUCACUAUUUGUAGAUGACAUGAUACUAUAUAUGGAACACCCUAAGGACUCCACAAA
Molecule: messenger RNA, 1259 nt
Organism: Prionailurus viverrinus (fishing cat)
Lineage: Eukaryota; Metazoa; Chordata; Mammalia; Carnivora; Felidae
Product: serine/arginine repetitive matrix protein 1-like
Exons: 6
Coding region: 1-861 (286 amino acids)
Source: RefSeq, a predicted model, not a curated record